Sugiyamaella lignohabitans is the source of this 1551-nucleotide messenger RNA. It is a transcript of the gene LDB19, whose product is annotated as Ldb19p. The record is from RefSeq and is a predicted model, not a curated record. The transcript has a single exon. The coding region runs from base 1 to 1551 and encodes 516 amino acids. Lineage: Eukaryota; Fungi; Ascomycota; Dipodascomycetes; Dipodascales; Trichomonascaceae.
AUGAGAACGCUACAUUUUCUUCAUCCGACCAAGCCCAGGUCUCCUUCUUUGAGACCUACCAGGAGUGCUGGUAGCCCUUCUCAGAAUGCCGAUGUUAUCACAGGCAUCUCACUUUCUAAUGGCAGUUCUCCCUCACUGUCCCCUACAACGAGUGCUACCAAUAACGCCAAGAACUCGUUGGCCAUGGGUUCACCUCGUCUGCCAGUAGCUCAACCUCCUAUCAAACUGAAUUAUCGCAUCGAAUCUCCUCCUUUAGUUCUGUAUGGAAAUCAUAACGAGUCUACUGGAGCAUUGCUAUGUGGUAUUUUCGAUCUCGAGGUUGUACAAGCAGCACCGUUUGCUAUGGAAAAUGUAUAUAUGGGUGUGUAUCAAAAGGUCCGAAUUACUCACAACGCAGCCACUAAAACUACGCCAUCUUCACCUCCUCAUGGCCAUCAAUCAUCAUCAUCAUCAGCGAAUUCCGAUCCCAAUGUAGGUCCUACAUUUGUCACCACCCUGCCCGAUCAUUCUAGAACCUGUUCUGACUGUACAUCCAAGACCACCGAGCUGGCUCGCUGGGAUAUCUUAACACAGCCAGCUUCUCUUCCCAAAUCUGUACAUGGAUACCCAUUCUCGCAUUUGCUGCCUGGAUCAUUGCCAGCAUCAUCUAAGAACUCUGUAUUCACUGUUGAAUACUAUUUAAAGGCCGUAGCCACUCCAACUGACAAGCGCAUUCCUCCUUUUGUGCUGGAGUUACCUCUUCAGAUCAAGCGUUCGAUCAUUGGCGGCCCUGACCGUACUUCAGUAAGAGUGUUCCCACCAACCGAACUCAGUGCCACUGUCAACCUACCAGCCGUGAUUCAUCCCAACUCGACAUUCAACUUUGAAUUGUUAUUAGAAGGAGUAUCUGGCAGUAGUGCUAAUAAAUCGUCACGCUGGAGAAUGCGCAAAAUCAAUUGGCGUGUUGAUGAGACUGUGAAAAUGAAAUCGCAUCUAUGUGAUUCGCACCAUCGAACCGACGAAGAAGACCCACUUAUCGAGGAUGUUCGAGUGUUGAAUUUUGGCGAGAUCAAAGGCGGUUGGAAGACUGAUUUUACCGGGACUGGCAAGAUCGAGCUGUCAGCACAAGACUUCUCAACACAUACACUUGCCGGAGUCUGUUGUAACGUCGACGACCCUACACUUGGUCUGACUGUCACACACACUCUUGUCAUGGAACUAGUCAUCUCUGAAGAAGCAUUUCAGCACAAAUCGGCCCGUCAUUCUGUGCCCACCGGAGCAGCCCGAGUCCUGAGAAUGCAGUUCAACCUUCUCGUAACUGACCAUUCUGGACUUGGAAUUGCAUGGGACGACGAAGUGCCACCCGUGUACGCCGACGUGCCACUGAGUCCUCCGGAAUACAACAACGUCGUAGCCAACCUGCCUCGAUUCGAAGAAAUGACCCCCAGCAGUCUCGCGGUCGGUCAGGGCAUCAAUUCGUCCAUGCCGCUCUGCUCCCCCUCACUCAUGAGCAUCGUCACGACCCGCUCGAACCACUCGAGCUCGUCCAACGACGACGACAUCGUCUUAUAA